AUGGUGCUUUCUUCCCCGCAAAUCCAACCUCAAAGUUUCCUCCGCAGUUCAAUUCGACAAGCCACCCAUCCGCUUCAGGUUCACCUCAGCCCAAUCAGAAUCUCCCUCUCUGUGAAACCCCCCUCUUGUUCACUGGUGGCAAAAUGCCAGGAGCAACAGCAACAACACCGGAAAACUCAAGAUGACGGGAUUCCCGCGGAGGAGGUGAAAAUUCUUGUCAAGUUCAAGUCCCGCCACAACUACAUCCGCGUUCUAGAAGUUUCUAGAAAGGCGGAGCACCCCUUCCGCGGCUCCAGGCUCCUUCUCCUGGACGCCCCUGGAAACAUCCACAGCAUAUCCUUCCUCUUCAACUCCCUCACCAGAACCUACUUCGAUGUCUUCGCCACGCUCCCUCCAAUCCUUCCCUCCGGCCCCAUCGCCCUCCUCGGCUUCGGCGCCGGCACCACCGCCCGCCUCCUCCUCGACCACUAUCCCCAGGCCGUCCUCCACGGCUGGGAGCUCGACCCCGCCGUCAUCCAGGUCGCGCGUGAGUACUUCAGGCUCGGAAAGCUCGAGAGGGAGCACCAGCAGCGCCUUUUCAUCUUCAUCGGGAACGCGCUCCACGCGACCGCGCCCAACGGCUUUUCCGGGAUCAUCGUGGACUUGUUCUCCAAAGGGUGCUUGAUUCCCGAGCUCCAGGAACCUGCCACGUGGGAGAUGCUGAGGGGGCGAUUGAGGAGCGGAGGGAGGAUUAUGGUGAAUGUUGGAGGGAGCUGUGUGGAGCCGGAGAGUAGGCUCAGAAAUGGGAAGGUUGUUAUGGACGAAACUCUGAGGGCCAUGAAGAAGGUUUUCGGGAAGAAGCUUUUUGUUCUCAAUGUCGGGAAUCGCAAAGACGAUAGCUCUCUUGCUCUUACUGGGGACUUGCCUCCUGCCGAAGAGUGGAUGAAAAGGCUUCCCGGCCCCUUGAAAUGCUACACUCAGAUGUGGAUGCCCUUCUCCGCUUAG
Molecule: messenger RNA, 984 nt
Organism: Sphenostylis stenocarpa
Lineage: Eukaryota; Viridiplantae; Streptophyta; Magnoliopsida; Fabales; Fabaceae
Source: the annotation of a GenBank genome assembly